ACCCUUGCAUCCUCGCUCGCCAAUCCCAACCGUUUUCUUAAAUCUUUCCGCCAUGACACUCAUGGCUGCCGUCCUCGUCGCUCUUCUCCCCCUGAUCGUAGGAUCAGGGAGCGCCAGUGGCGCUGGGAUAUCCGGUAUUCCUAACAGGCGUGGGCUCCAGCAGGUGGGGCAGCCGACAUGCCCUGUGCAGUGCCAGGUGGGGCCAAGCGGGCCGCUGGACGCCUGCGACUUCGCGUUUGAAGGCUUCCCUGACACCAUGCCCACCUUCGACAUCGUGCCUCCCAACGCCACGGCGGGCGACUUUCCCAUAAGUCCGCCAGUGCUAGUGAAGGAGGGUUCGGCUGUGACUAUAUCGAGCACCGGCAUCGCUGGCUUCUACUGCACCACUGCGCUCACCGGCCCGUGCGAUGCUGGUAACCAGUUCUACAUCACCUCAGAAGGCAACAGCUCACGCGUCUUCGUGCGCUCGUUCAGCCAGCAAGCGAUGGCGUUUUUCCAGAACAGGUGGGUGCGUCUGCCAAUCCUGACGGCGCAGAUCCCGCAGGGCGGAACUGUGCUCAACAUCAACCCUGGCGACAACAACCCCACUUACCCCGAGGCCCGCCGCUGCGUUGUCUUCACGACUGGACCGAACCCCCCCACCACCUCCUCCUGCUGCCGUGCUGCCAGGGCAGCUGGUCCCCCUCCUCCCCACCGCAAGACUUACUAAGAGAGUGGCUAGCCAGGUCCGCGAUGGAUGCAUUGCCCUAUAGUCUCUUGAAGGUUCCUUGAGGCAUAAACAGCUGAUUUCAUGCGGCAUAUGGGGCUGGGUGGAUUAGGGGGGAUGACAUAUGGGGUAGUUAGCGGGGAUGUAAGAGGACUUGUGUAAAUGACCAUGUUUUAUAUGGUUUUAAGAGG
This is a messenger RNA of Closterium sp. NIES-67, 897 nucleotides long. The record is from the annotation of a GenBank genome assembly. NCBI's taxonomy places the organism in Eukaryota, Viridiplantae, Streptophyta, Zygnematophyceae, Desmidiales, Closteriaceae.